Perca flavescens (yellow perch) is the source of this 1708-nucleotide messenger RNA. RefSeq lists its product as uncharacterized. The coding region runs from base 419 to 1708 and encodes 429 amino acids. Gene Ontology annotation, biological process: negative regulation of transcription by RNA polymerase II; nervous system development. Gene Ontology annotation, cellular component: nucleus. Gene Ontology annotation, molecular function: RNA binding; protein binding. The record is from RefSeq and is a predicted model, not a curated record. The transcript is spliced from 4 exons. NCBI's taxonomy places the organism in Eukaryota, Metazoa, Chordata, Actinopteri, Perciformes, Percidae.
GGGAGAGGGAGAGACAUCAAAUUUGUCUGAGAAAGGUUAACAGGACUGACUGAGUAGAGUGGGAGUGUAAAAAUGUAAGAGCAAGUAGGAGGGAAAAGAGAGAGAGAGAGGAGAAGAGAAAGGGAGGAGAGCGUGUCUGAUAGACAGUCUGUUGAGCUUGUCUGGAUGCGUCUGAUCAUUCUGCUCACACAGGUGCAUGUGGAGCGUCUGUGAACAUGGAUGGACACGCUUUGUGACGAUGGGUCAAACAGAGGGACGGAUGGAUGGAUGGAUGGAGGAACGAAUCGUGACGACCUUGGACCUAACUCUCCGCAGCGCUUGCCAAGAGACUGUAGUCUGUGUCACAUGACCACAACACCUCCUCAACUUCUGCAGGGGGGCAUGCAGUGCCAGUGUGAGUGACAGGCAGCGUGAGCCAAUGAGCUUCACACCAAACCCAGCUCUAGUCCCAGACAGGGACAGACUCCCACUCAAAAAGAGGGACCAAAGACCGAUCUCACCACAGCAGCAGCAGCAGCAGCAGCACUGCGAUGCUGCAACAUUCAAGGCACCCUACCCUUACAAGAGCCACAGUGAGUUUAAAACAAAGCACACAGGCCCUUUCCAGCCCGUACCGAGACGGGUUCCUGCACUGUACCAGCCCUGGAUGCAGACUCACUCAUCCGCCAGGUCCAAACCUCACAACCUCUCUGCGUUCAGGGAUCAUCAUGGCCUGGCAGAGUGGAGAGAGUUCAACCCCCUGCACCCUGCAUGGGCUUUUUCUCACUACUAUCAGCACCACGGCCACUCGUCCGACACACCUGCACUCCACCUGGGCCAUCCACACCAUCCCUCCAGAUUCAGCCCAGUCUCCUUGGUCACUGAAGGUUUCCAAAGGGUGGGUGGAGGGUAUGGCUGGGAGCAGCUGAAGACAUUAAGGGACAAGAGUUUAAACACAGAGAGGCAGAGCAAUGUGAGGAAUAAAGGACCAUACGUGAAGAGAAGAGACAUAAAAGCUGAGCAUUUCCCCAGGGUUGAAAAAGCAAGUCCUCCAUCAUUGAGCACAUGCCUACCUCACUCUUCGCAUGAGGACCUUAAAAUGCAAUAUGAUGUGUUGCACAAAUCAGCAAAGGGUGUCAAACAUCCCACUUCUGGACAUUCCUUCAUAAGAGUUUCCCCUGACGACAACUCAAGCAACACAUACACCUCCAUGAAGGAGGACGCAUCCAGAUCUCCUGCUCUGCCCUCUUCUGAGCAGGCUUCUUCCUCCUCUUCCUCUCCUAACCACUUUCCCUGGCUGCUCCCUCACUUUAUGGCAGGCUCUCUGAUCGAGCUCAGAGACGGGCGGCUGAGGAGCGUGGAACACCUGCAGACGGAAGACUUCCUGCUGGGAUCACUGGCCUGUCCAGACCUGCGCCUGAGCUGCUGCACGGUGCAAAGCAUCUCUCCUUCGGCCUCCUCCGCCUCCAUUUCGCGGCUCCUUAUCCUGCUUCACGACCAGCCGUCCCAGGAGUUGGUGGACGUCUACGUGGAGUACCCCUUCUUUGUGCGUGGGAGAGGCUGGUCCUCCUGCAGCCCUCAGAGGACUGCCCGUCUCUGUGGCCUGCAUUGCCGCCAGCUCAGUGUUGGGGACGUCUGCCUGGCUCUCACCCCUAUCUCAGCCCCCCAGCCUCCAGCGUCGGCCACACUGGAGCCAAAAACCUCACCCAGAGUGAAAGAAGAUAGAUAG